UUUCGUUUGCUGCACAUCAGCUGUUGUGUGCGUGCAUCCCUCAUCUAUAAUUGAAUUUUAGACAGUGCAUUGAUUAUGAAUUUUUAAUUAAAAUGGAACCUGACUCUAGUACUCCUUUGCUUACACCUGAUGAAAGUCUAAACCGUGGAUUAAACACGGAAGACGAAGUUUCCAGUGAUUCUGGUAAUUCAACUGACAAUACACAUAGAAAGAAGCGUCGACAAAGGCUACCAUUUCAUUAUCCUCAUGUCCAUAAAAGUGCUCGUAUGCGAAGAGAAGCAGGCUCACGAGGCAUUGCUACUUAUCAUCGUUACAGAUAUUAUAAUAAACUUGCUGAUCCCACCAUAGACACUCUGAGUAUUCCUAAUCAUGUAGUGCCACAUACAUUUUUAUUUCCUUUAUCUUCAAUCCUAACUGGCAAACAAGGCAGCCUUGUCACCAUUUUUUCAAUUUGGAACACUAUGAUGGGAUCAUCAUUGUUAAGUAUGCCAUGGGCAAUUCAAGAGGCAGGUUUUGCUGCUGGCUUAAUCAUUUUAUUUGUCAUGGGUGGUCUUUGUUUCUACACUGCUUACAGAAUAGUUAGUUUGCGCAGCCUUGCAGACUUGCCUAGUUCUGCAGUGGAGUUCCCUGAUCUCUGUAGGCUUUUGCUUGGUCCUUGGGCUGAGUGGAUAGCAACAUUUUUUUCUCUCAUCCCUCUACUUGGAGGAGCUGUAGUUUAUUGGGUGCUCAUGUCCAAUUUCUUAUAUUUCAUUGGUGUUUAUUCUUAUGAAUCUUUCCACAUUGGUGUAAAUAAUAGUAAUGUGGAUAAUUCAAGUUUUCCUGAUGUUUAUUGCCCCACUACUAUUCCUGUGACUGAAACCUUGGUAUUACACCAUGGUGGAAAUAGUACCAGUGAUGCUUUUUACAAAUAUUGGAAUAUGGAUCUUCCUAUUCCCCUCUAUAUUGCACUUUUCUUCCUUCCCUUUGUGAGUUUAAAGUCACCUACAUUUUUCUCAAAACUGAAUGCAUUGGGUACAGUAGCUGUUAUUGUUUUAAUAUUAUUCAUCAUUGCAAAAGGUGUGAUAUGGGGCAUUAAUUUCAACACUAUUGACCCUUAUUCUAUAAAUUAUGUUCAGUUGUUUAAAUCUACAUUUCCUGUCCUUGUUGGAACAUUAUCACUUUCUUUCUUCAUACAUAACUGUGUUCUAUCAUUAAUGCGAAACCAGAAGAAACCUGAAAAUAAUCCUCGGGAUCUGGCUAUUGCUUAUGUUCUUGUUGGUACAACAUACUUAAUUGUUGGAGGUGUAUUUUUUGCUACAUUUCCAUUACAGAAGGAAUGUAUCGAAGAUAAUUUGCUGAAUAAUUUCAAGAGUAAUGAUAGUAUGGCUUUGGCAGCUAGAAUAUUUUUACUUUUUCAAGUGAUUUCAUUAUAUCCAUUGAUUGUCUAUAUAUUGCGUGUACAAAUAAUGCACUUCUUUUAUGGAACUACAUAUCCAAGCUGGAAGCCAGUGUUCAUUCUCAAUAUUUCUGUUAUAACAGUAUGCAUUCUUUUCAACAUCUUUUAUCCAAAAGUUGGCACUAUUAUAAGGUAUUGUGGUGCUGUAUCAGGAUUGGCCUUCAUUUUUACUCUCCCUUGUAUUACUUAUAUGAAAGCUCUUCAUGAGAAGAAGCAACUUUCUGUAUGGAAUGCAGCUAUCCACGUUUGCAUUAUGAUAUUAGGUGUAUGCAAUUUCAUCUCGCAAUUCUUAAUGCAUGGGAAAUAAAAGUUCUGUUUACAGUAGAACCUUCAUAAUCCAGGCUGUUUGGAACCAUAAUCAUUGAAAGUACAAAUUAAAUUUUAAUGAAUAAUUGAAAGUAGAAAUUAAAUUUUAAAUCUUUUUCUUUUAACAAAGUUUUCUAAUUUUGUUUAUAUGAAAUAUAAGUAAAUCUGCUAUUAUUAAUGCAUAUUAAAUUUUUUACCUAUGCUUUUAUUAUUUAUCAAACUACUUGCAUGCAUUUUUUAAAAAUAUUAAUUUGUUUUUUUAAGAGGAUUGCUGAUUUUUACUGUUACAUUAUUAAAUAAUCAUGCAUCUUCCCAAUGAUUAUUUAAUAAUGUUCUCCAAAAAAUUUUCCACCAUCCAAAAAUGCAAAACAUUUUGAAAUUUUUAUAGCAACAUUUUUUAAUUGAAUUUCUUCACAUCAUUAUUGAAUUGCUCAAUAGAAUUGUGUUUUUGUUUAUUUUCUAAAUAAGUUUUUGAGUUUUAAAAGAUCAUUUUUCGAAAACAAUUUUUGACAAUAUUUCACAUUUCAAAUUAACUUUAGUGGCAACAUUUCCCAAACCUGCAAAACCUUUGAGCCAUUAUUUUAAUUUAUGGAAAUACAUAAUUUAAUUUUUUGAUAUUGGCUAUUGUUAACAGAAAUUCCGGUUGACUGAGAGCCCAGAUAAUCAAGGUCCUACUGUAUUUUAAAUGUGAUUGUGUAGCAAAUAUGGAAGAAAAUAUGGAUUAAAGAAGUAUUUUAAGAUUUCAAACAAUUAUUACUUUCAUAAUACUUGUUAGAUUUUCGUAUCAUUUUUUAAAUAUCUAAAAUAAAAUGCACAUAGUAGUACAUUUCUUAUACUAAUAAAUGAAAAGUAAGAAUAUAUUAUACCUGGAAAUUGGUGUUCUUAUUGUUCUAAGCAUUUUUGAAUAAUAUUAAUCUUGUUGUUUGUGGUAAUGAGAUGAAAUCAGUCUUUGAAAAUUAUGUAGAAAGAAAGAAAGAAUUCAAAAGAAAAAUUUAAUGCAUUGUAUAAUCCUUUGAACGGCCAAGUUUUUCCUGCUUUUUGAGUAAGAUUCAAAAGCAAAUACUUAAUUUUUAUAUGUAUAUUUUCUUAAGUUCUAGAAGUGAAUUACUUUUAAAAUUUUUAAUCAAUUAAUAAAUAUAGACUUUAAAAGCUUAUUUUUCAGAUUAUCAAGCUUUUACAUAAAAAAAAAUUGGUUCUUAAAGAGUUAAGAAGGUUUUUUUUUUGUUUGUUUUGUUUUUCCUUAUUGCUUUCAAAUAAAAUGAGCUUUGUCUAUAAAGUUGUACAUUUUUUGAAAAAGAUAUCUAUAUAUAUAUGCAUGUAUUUUUUUUACAAGCAAUGUAAAUAGUUAGGCAAUAUUUUUUAAUUUAAAAAAAAAAUAGUAAGAAAGAUUUAAUAUUUACACUUUUUUAUUAUUUAUAUUAAAAUUGUAUCCUUUUGCAUUUAUGUGUCAUAUUGAUUUAAAAAAAUAACAAAUAUGGAAUUUUCAUGAAUAAGUACAAAUUAUUUUAUUUUUCAAGUUAACAAUUGUUUUAAUUACUACUUGUAUAUAUUUUUGUUAAAAUGUCUGAAUAUAAUUAGAGUUAAAUAUUGAAUAUUUUAUUACAAACUUAUGCGAAAGAGAUUUGAUUAAUGAAUAUAUUUGGUUCACAUAUUUCUCAUUAGUUUUUAAAAGUAGAUUGAAAUUAUUUUGUUUUGUGAACAUUAAUGCCACAAUAUUAAAUGUAAAUCAGUUUAUUUCUAAAAUGAUGUAUUAAUUUAUUUUUGUAAAACUGCCAAAUGAAAAAUAUUUUCUAAAUAUCUGUUACUUUUUAUUUAUAUUUAAAUUUUGUAUAUAUAUGUAUAUGUUUGUGUGAAUUAUGUUUUGAAAUUUUUUAAUAUGUAAUUGUGUAUUAUUUUUCUAACUUAUUUUUUACCUAUUAAGUACAGUAUCCAUUAUUAAAUGGUAUUUGUUUUGAUUUACUUUCGGUAAAAAAUCUGUAAAUCUCUUUUACUUUAACUCAAAACAGAUCUGAAAAUUUUUACUGUAGAAUUUAGAUAAAACUAAUAUUGUUGCAUAUUGCUCUUCUGAAUUAUAACCAACUCUUUUUUUUUCUUCUUUUUUUUAAAUUUAUAUAUUGUAUCUUGUAAUUGCUUAUAAACAAAACAAUUUAAACUUCUGUUACAGCAAUUCUUAAUAUAUUAUGUCAGAUUAUUUUUUUUCCAUCAUUUUCAUUCAAAUUUAAGAAAAUUAAACGUUUUUAAAUCCAAAAUAUUAUUCUAAAAUUUUUGUUUAUCAAACUGAUACAUUUGUUGAAAAGUAAUUUUGUCUUUAUUAUCUAUAAUCAAGAUUCUUUUUAAGAAUUUAAUUUUUUUUUUAAUUGAGUUGAAAUUAGCAAGAUAUAUUUUUUAAAAAUAUUUACAGUAUAGAGAAAUCUUUAUUUUUUAUAUGUUAGUCAUUUUAUUAAAUUGAAUUUCAAAAGUACUUUAAAAUUCGACAUUAUCCUAUUUAUAAAUAUUUAUAUUCAUGCAUUUAAAAAUAUAACUGAAAUUCAAUUAUUGAAAUUGACUACUAGUAAAAAAAGGAAAUUUUUCACAAAUCCAGAAUUAAAGCAGGAACUCCUAAGCAAUUGCAUUAAUUUUAAAUAAAGUUAAAUAAAACUUUAAAAUUCAACUUGUGUUAGUAAAUUAAAUUUUGCUACUUUUUUUUCCCCCUCUCCUUAAAAUUUUUGAAAAUUAAAUAAUGAACAUUCAUUUCAAUCUUUCUCAAUGCAUGCAUAUUGUAUCCCUGAAGUUGGAUAGUUUUAAUUGUUUAAGAGGUAAUGGAAGAUUAUGUCCUGAAUGUGGAAUUUUUUUGUUAUUAAUGUCAUUUUAUUGGAAAAUUAUCUUAUCUGGAAAAGAUAAAUUUUCCAACAAAAUCGUGAUAGAAAGUUGAAUUUACUGAAAUUGAUUUUCUAAUACAUUUAUUUUCAAUGAAUAAAGCAAAGUAAUGACUUUGCCUUCUUGUUAUAAUCUUCCUUCCCCCUGCAUUUCUUUGUAAAAAUAUAAAUGAAAAAUGUAAAAGUUGGAAAAUAUGAAAAUCAAUUUAAUGUUUUCUAAAUUCUUACAUUAAAUUCUGAUAUAUUCUUUUAAUCAUCACUGUUAUAUUUUCCUGACGAAUUUAAUUUAUGAAAUUUAUUGUUCAACUUUUUAAAAAAUUAUUAUUGGUGUAUUGAGUGUAAUAUUUUUAUGAUGUAAUUGGAAUAUUAAUGUUCAUGUAUUGAAUCAUAAAUGUUUGUAUCAUCUUACUUGGAUUUACUGUGUUAACCAUUACCUGUUUAACCAUUUGUCAUUUUAAUUUAAAAUCAAUUCAGCAAGGUAUGCCACAAAAUGUCAGAGGAGAGUUGUUUUGUAUAUAUGCUUAUAAAUGUUAUUUAUAAGAUCUGAUGUAUGCUAAUCUUAUAAUUUUAUUUUUAAAUUACUUUUUAACUCAAAAAUAAAUGUUUUUGCCAAAAUUGCUUCUAUACUUAUACUCUUUUACUAUUCUAAGCAAUGUUUCAAAUGGCAGCUUUAAAAUCCUCUUGCAUUACAGCUCUUAAUUUUUAAUGUUUUUGUAUUGUAUUUAAAAAAUAUGUACUUUUUUCCCUUGUAUAUUUAUAGUAUCACUUCAAAAUCAGUUUCUGAUUAUUAUUACUUUGAAAUUUUGAGAAAGGAAAUAUUUUUUUAUCUCAAAAGUAGAUGAAAAUUUUAAUGUGGUAUAUAUAUUUUAUAUGCCACAUAAAAUACUUUAUACAUUAAAAAUAUCAUAUAAAAAAUCAUUCAUAUCAUUAAAAAGUGUAUCAUUAAAAGGCUUAUGCUUUUGAUUCUUAAAUCUUAUGAAUUUCUUAUUUAUGCUUUUAAAACAAUAAAAAUUCAUCGAAAAUAAUUGUUGACAAAACUUUUUUAAUAAUGUAAUCACUUAUAAAUAUCUUAUUUAUUAAGUAUCUUACAUCAAUAGAGAAAAUAUGUAUUUUAACUUUGAAUUAUAACAAACAGUGAUAAAUUUGCACGCUUUGGUCUUUUUUCUUAGUUUUCUAUUUUGGAACAUAUUUUAUAAGAUUUAUAGAAUUGUACAUGUACAUAGUAUAUUUUAAAAGAGAAAUUUCCAUAAGACAUUAUUUGAGUACUGAGAUUUUCAGUGGAAAUGUUUGUACAAAGAAAUUAAGUCAGGAAAAUGAGAGAAAGUUAUAUAGUUAAUAAUAUAUUUAAAGACUAAGAAUGUAUGUUUAUAUGUCUUUUAAUUACUAAGUACUGCCAUUUUGCUUAUUCCUAUUUAAAGGUUCAUGUACAAAUUAUAAAAGUACUCUUUUGUUUGAUGAUCUUUUAAAUACUUUAUACUACAGUACAGAAAAUUACAUUCUUUUAUGUUUCAAUAAAUUGUGAUAUUAAGUUUGAUUUUUUUUUUCCCUCUCAGUAUAAAUAUUAGAAAGAAGUUAAUUUCUUUACGAAUUGAAUUUUGUCAUAGAACAGACAAUCUACAUAAAAACUUCUACAAUAAACUGGAUGCAUGUGUCUUUCCCGAGUAUUAUACCAAUUGUGUAUGUAAAAUUAUAGAAAGUGAUAUAUUUGUAAGAUGUAUUUUGAAUACUGAAAGAAUUCUCCUAUUUAUGGUAAGAGAAAUAUUGUGCUUAAAUAAAUUAUUUGAACUGG
Molecule: messenger RNA, 6385 nt
Organism: Argiope bruennichi
Lineage: Eukaryota; Metazoa; Arthropoda; Arachnida; Araneae; Araneidae
Product: sodium-coupled neutral amino acid transporter 9 homolog
Exons: 14
Coding region: 93-1742 (549 amino acids)
Biological process (GO): amino acid transmembrane transport
Molecular function (GO): amino acid transmembrane transporter activity
Source: RefSeq, a predicted model, not a curated record